Molecule: messenger RNA, 1507 nt
Organism: Punica granatum (pomegranate)
Lineage: Eukaryota; Viridiplantae; Streptophyta; Magnoliopsida; Myrtales; Lythraceae
Source: RefSeq, a predicted model, not a curated record
AUUACGUACGCGCCCUUAAACCUUCCAGUGAAGGCUGAGAGGUUCAUAGGAAAUGGAUUCUGGGCAAUCUAAAGAAGAAGAUCUGCUCUCUCCAAGCUUCAGCUGCAGUUUCCCGGACGGAACUGACGGAUUCCGGCCAUCGCCGAAGGUUUUCCGGGGAAAGUGCCUGGUCUCGGGCCUUCCCUAACAAGUGUUGUUCUGUCUCACAAUCGUAUAGAUCAUCAGCUGCUGAUCAGAGGCAAAACAAAAGAAACAAUGACUUUCUUCCCAUAUCUACUCGAAGGACUGGCUAGAACUGUGUCGAUCAAGAGAUCCAGAAGUUACGGAAACGAUGUGGGGAGAGAGGCAGCGAUAGCCUUGGCAAAGGAAGCGAGGAGGAACGAGUUAGUGCUGAGCUCUACAGGAACCAUCAGGAAUAACAAGUCCAGCAAAUUCACCUCCGUUUGCUCCAAAAGAGGCAACAAAGGAAUCAACCAAGACAGCUUUGUCGUGUGGGAGGAUUAUGGAUUUCAAGAGGACAUGAUGUUUUGCGGGAUUUUCGAUGGUCAUGGUCCUUGGGGCCAUGUUGUAGCGAAACAGGUCCGGCAAUUACUGCCUUCUGCUUUGCUAUGCAAUUGGCAAGAAACUAUAGCUCUAAGAUCCCCCAGUGAGGAUCCUGAGGCGGAUUUCGAAAGCCUUAGUUGGUUCGAGAUCUGGAAGCAGUCUUACUUGAAAACAUAUGCUGCAAUGGACCUGGAGCUGAAGCAUAAUCGCAGAAUCGACUCGUAUCAUAGUGGAACAACUGCUUUGACUAUCGUAAAGCAGGGUGAUCAUCUUAUCAUUGCAAACAUUGGUGAUUGUCGGGCUGUCUUGGCUACUACUUCGGAUCACAGCUCGCUACUACCAAUUCAACUGACUGUUGAUUUUAAGCCUGAUUUACCCCAGGAAGCAGAGCGAAUAACGCAAUCAAGAGGAAAGGUAUCCAGUUCACAUGACGAACCCGGCGUGUAUCGGGUGUGGAACCCAAAUGGUGAGACGCCGGGAUUUGCGAUAUCGAGAGCCUUCGGCGACUAUUGCGUGAAAGAGUAUGGCCUAAUUUCCGUGCCUGACGUGACCCAUAGGAAGAUAAGCAGCCAAGACCAGUUUGUUAUCUUGGCAACAGAUGGGGUGUGGGAUGUAAUAUCGAACAAAGAAGCUGUCAGGAUUGUCAGCUCGGCCCCAGAUAGGGAGAAAUCCGCGAAGAGGCUCGUGGAAUGCGCCGCUCAGGAGUGGAAGCGCAAACGACGGGGCUUUGCGGUGGAUGAUAUCUCAGCUAUCUGCCUGUUCUUCGAUGCUGCAUGGACUCAAGCAGCGAACUAUAGCUUGAAGGUCACUAAAGAACUUAGUCCAUAGGACGGAUAGAUUGCUUGCUGGUUUUUGGCUUUUCCUUCCUCUGUAUAUAGUAUAAGCCUUCGUGUUCGGGGUCAUGUAUGCGUGUCGGAAAAAACAAUAGGUUUAACAAAAAGAAAAGAUUCAUGUUCACUCUCGA